Molecule: messenger RNA, 1115 nt
Organism: Amphimedon queenslandica
Lineage: Eukaryota; Metazoa; Porifera; Demospongiae; Haplosclerida; Niphatidae
Product: probable lipoprotein aminopeptidase LpqL
Exons: 12
Coding region: 83-1105 (340 amino acids)
Source: RefSeq, a predicted model, not a curated record
AUACCUUAAAACUUGCAGAAGAAGGGGCUUGGCUGCAUUGACAAAGACAGACAGAUAGCACUGUAGCAGAAAUUAGACAGCCAUGGCUGAGCCUGAGAAUACAGAGAAAACUCCUAUGCUCAAGACUUACUUCAAAGCUGGAGCUUCUGAUGCUUCCCAGGAGCUUCAACCACGACCCAAGUUACAGCAAAGAAUUAAAAAUCGUCGUUUCAUUACAUUGGUGAUUUCUAUACUUGUGCUGCUGGCUGCCAUUGUCAUUGUAGCAGUAGUGCUUGCAGUGGUAUUGAGUAGGGACUCAAGCUCCAGCAGUAGUACUUCAGAAGAGUCUCUUGUUGAUUCAGUGGAUAGUGAAGAACUGCUCCAGGCUUUGAGAGAUCUUCAAAAUACAAGCAUAAAUAACAGUCGCUCUGUUUUAAAUGGUUAUGAUAAGUCAGCAGAAUAUGUAUUCAAUGAGUUGGAAGACAAUGGUUAUUCACCAUACAAGCAAUACUUUACUGUUCCUGUUUUUGAGAACGUACGUCCUGGGGGAGCUUUGUUUAAAAUUGUUGUUGAUGGACACGAAUUUGUAUUUGCAGAGGCUUCACAGUUUAAUGUAAUGACCUAUUCUGGUUCAUGUGAUGAUUGUACGGGAGAUCUUGUGUCUGUGAUGAAGGAAGAGGACAAUAACUAUGGAUGUGAUGGGGAUUUAGAUAACGUUGAAGACAGUAUUGUUUUAAUGACUUACAAUGAUGAGAAAGGCUGCUCACUUUAUUUCAAAGCUGAAAAUGCUCUUAAUGGAGGUGCUAAGGCUGUAAUUUUUGGACGGGAUGAAGGUGAUAAUGAAGGUCCUCCAACCAGUAGAGUGUAUGAUAAAACUGCUAGUGGUGAAAUAAGGACAGUUGAUAUACCAGCAAUUGGUGUCACUGCUGCUGUUGCUAGUCAACUAAUGAACUAUAAUGCUCCAGAUCCGGUUCAAGUUUCCAUCUCUACAUACACAAGAGUAACUGAGGCUGUCACUUAUAAUGUAUUUGCUAAAACUGAGAGUGGCAAUAACGAAUCAGUCAUUGUUGUUGGCUCUCAUUUAGAUUCUGUUCCACCUGGACCUGGAAUUAAUGACAAUGGGUAAUAUUACACAG